AUGGAAACGUUUAAUAAACUUCAGGAAAAUAAUAAAGAACUUAUCUCUAAAGGUAAAAUCAACUUUAGGAAAUCACCUAAAGAUCGUAUUUCAGUCUCAUAUGUUGAAACGCGUUUAGAAGCUUUAGAGAAUCAGUGGCAAUCGUUUUGUGACAUACAUCGGCAGAUAAUUACAGAGAUUGGUAAGAAUGAGUUAGAAACUUCUAGUUAUUAUAAGAAUUCAAUUUAUGACCAAACCGAAAAUUUAUACUUUGAUUAUAAAACAGAAUUAAAAGAUGUUUUAAAUACAUUAAAAACUAAAGUUAAGUCUGUAGCAGAAACUUCAGUGGUAUCGAACAUUAAAGAUACAUCUAAUUGUUUUGUAAAAUUACCAGAGAUUAGCAUACCGAAAUUUUCGGGAAAGUAUUCAGAGUGGACAAGUUUUAAAGAUCUGUUCACAUCAUUGAUUCACAAUAAUAUUAAAUUAGAUAAUGUUCAGAAACUGCAUUAUCUCAAAGGUCAUUUGUCGGGAGAGGCGGAGCAGCUUUUAAGACAUGUUCCUAUUACUGAAAAGAAUUAUAAUGUUUGCUGGACUCAGUUAACUAAUCGUUAUGAUAACAAAAAAUAUUUAUCUAAUAAUAUUCUGAGACGUUUCAUGAGCCAGAAGUAUUUGCAAUAUGAAUCGUCGAAUGCCAUUAAGGAGUUAUUAGAUAAUAUGAACGAAUGUUUAAGCGCGCUACAGAACAUAGGUGUUGACGUCAGUAAUUGGGAUAUCAUUGUUAUUUAUAUAUUGAGUCAAAAGCUUGAUCCUGAGUCCAGAAAGCAAUGGGAAUUAAAGUCAAAUGAAAUUGAAGGGUUGCCCACUUUGACUGCUUUUAGGGAGUUUCUAGAACAUAAAUUUAGGUCAUUAGAGUUUUUAGACACUAAGCAUAUUAUUUCUAAACCUUGUAACGCACGAAAGGCUAUUAAUGUCGCUCAAGUAGAAAGUUCAAAUAAUGCUAACUUUAAUAAUACCAAUUUAAAUUGUCAGUAUUGUAAGGCCAAUCAUAAAUUAAUAAAUUGUAAAGAUUUUGCUAAGGCUGAUUAUGAAGCACGACAUAGUUUUAUCCAGACCAGUCGUUUGUGUUUUAACUGUUUCAGCCCGAACCAUUCCAUUUACUCAUGCCGCAAAACCACUAGAUGUAGAGUAUGUAAACGGAAGCAUCAUUCGCUGCUGCACCCUCCAAAUGUAGUGCAGAGCAUGGAGAGUGCCGAGUCCAAAGAUAAAGGUGUAGUAGUUUCUUCAGCAACCACAUCACAAGGAGUAACUAAAGUAGAUACCUGUUAUUCAAAUAGUUGUAACCAAGUCCUCCUGGCUACAGCUAUUGUGGAAGUGGAGUCUCGAACGGGUAGUAUUGGUCUAAUUUAUAGAUGUUUGUUGGAUCAAGGCUCACAGGCUUCGUUUAUCACGGAGUCGGCUGUCCAAGCCCUUGGACUGAAGAAAAUUCCCAACAAGGUUCACAUUUCUGGAAUCGGAUGUAGAAAUGAGUCUUUAGCAUCUAUGUCAGUAGUUGAAAUCAAACUAAAGUCAAUUCAUAAUCCGCAAUUCACUUUGGUCGUCAAGGCCCAUGUGCUAAGCAAACUGACAUCUUUUCUUCCCUCAAAGAAAGUAAAUGUUCAGUUGUGGCCCGAACUAACAAGCUUGAAGUUAGCUGACCCGAAGUUUGACGUACCAAAUAAAAUAGACUUGUUACUUGGCGCAGAAGUGUAUGGUCAGAUUUUAGUUAAAGGUCUUAUCAAGGGUCCUCCCGGGUGUCCCGUAGCCCAGAACACCCAGCUGGGAUGGAUCUUGUCUGGUCAAAUCCACUCAGGUCAAAGUCAAAGUUCAGAGUCGUGCCAAGGAAAUACUAUUGUUGUCAGCAUGCACACCCAGUGCAAUGACAAUGAUCUUUUGAGAAAGUUCUGGGAAUUAGAGGAUGUUCCAAUUAAGAAGAAAAUGCUCACUGAAGAUGAGCAGAAAUGUGAGGAGAUUUUUUAUAAUACAGUGACCAGAGAUGAAUGCGGACGAUAUAUUGUGAAGCUUCCCUUUCGCGACGUCAACCCAGUCUGUAAAAAGGGAAAUUUUAGAGAAAUUGCAACUAAGAGACUGUAUCAACUAGAAAAGAGAUUAUCAAAAAAUACAGAAUUUAAAGAACAAUAUGCACAAGUAAUAAACGAGUACUUACAUCUUAAUCACAUGGAGUUAGUUCCUGAAAAACAGCGCGAUAAAUCAGAUGUUGUGUAUUUGCCACACCAUGCCGUAGUACGUAAUGAUAAGGUAACAUCUAAGGUUAGAGUAGUCUUUGAUGCAUCCUGCUUUGGAACUAAUGGUGUAAGUCUAAACAAUGAUCUGUUAGUUGGCCCGUCUCUUCAAAAUACUUUGAGGCAUAUCGUUAUGCGAUGGCGCAAACAUCCUAUUUGUUUGGUAGCAGACAUCGUUAAGAUGUAUCGACAGGUGAAGGUAAACCUGGAGGAUGCAGAUGAGUUCCAGCGUAUCUUGUGGCGCGAUGAAUCUGGAACAAUACAACAUUACAGAAUGUUACGUGUUACUUUCGGAAUUGCGUCUGCACCUUACCUUGCCGUUAGAGUUCUGCAGCAAGUAGCCUACGAUGAAGGUGUAAAUCAUCCUGCUGCUGUGGAGAAAAUUAUAAAUGAUUUUUACAUGGACGAUCUUAUGACUGGUUGCCAAACGGUCGAAGAAUGCCUGAAAAUAAAAAAUGAAAUUAGUAGCAUAUUGGGUAAGGGAGGAUUUCAAUUGCAAAAAUGGGCAAGCAAUAGUAAGGAGGUUAUGGAAAAAAUAGGACAGAGAAAGGAAGAGAAGGAGUCUAGGAUUAAAAUAGGGGCAGGAAAGGAAUCAGAGGCUAUUCAGAAAGUGUUAGGACUUACCUGGAAUAGUAGCACAGACGAAAUUGAAUACAGUGUCCAAUUACCACAGUUAGAAUUUCCAGUAACAAAGAGGAAAGUAAUUUCGGAUAUUUCGCGUUUGUUCGAUCCUUUAGGGUGGAUAGCCCCGACUAUUAUUACUUCUAAAAUCUUUAUUCAAAAACUUUGGAUAUCAGGUAUAGAUUGGGAUCACGAACUUCCACCUCAUUUGUUACAAGAAUGGCUUACUUACCGGUCAGAUCUUGCAAAACUUAACAAUUUCCGCAUUCCUCGAUGGAUGCACACAAAUGUUGAUGAUAAAGAAGUAGAGCUGCAUGGAUUCAAUUAUCCUAAAUAUGCUCAAUUGGAUUUAAGUCGGGGCUGCGAGCUGGCCACUGCAAUUUUUGAAUACCAACCUCUUGAAGGUACUCAUUUACGAUAUGAGCGACAUUCCGUGCCGCUGAGUGUAGAUAAGAAUAAUGAAGUGCAUGUGAAUCUUGUCACAUCCAAGACCAAGGUUUCUCCAAUUAAACAAGUCUCCAUCCCUCGCUUGGAGCUCUGCGGAGCUCAGCUUCUUGCCAAGCUCAUUUUGGAGGUUUCGGAGAUAUUGGUGAUUCCUAAAGAAAAAAUUCACGCUUGGACAGACUCUUCCGUGGUACUUGCGUGGCUCAGUAGUCAUCCAAGUAAAUGGAAAACAUUUGUUGCCAAUCGUACUUCGGAGAUCUUGACAAUUUUAGAUCGAAGUCAAUGGGCACACGUAAAAUCUAAAGACAACCCAGCUGAUUGUGCAUCAAGGGGUGUCAAAGAUUAUGAAAAUUUAAGCUUGUGGAAACAUGGUCCAUCUUGGCUAAGUGAAUUUACUAUCAACUACAGUCCACAAGAAGAAGGCCAAGAUACCAAACUGGAAGAAAGAGAUAAAAGACUUUGUCAUACGGUAAAUAGUAUUGAGUUAGAAGAAGAACUAUUUACAAGAUUCUCAACGCUCCGAAAAUUAAUUAGAACGAUCGUUUAUUUGAGACGUUAUUUUAAAUGGUUACAUUCCUCUCGUAAAAUUGUUUUUCCUAGUUAUCUUACAAGUCUAGAGUUAAACAAGGCAUUGGAAAAAUGUAUAAUUUACUUUCAGAAGAAGUUCUUUGCUUGUGACAUCGAGAGUAUUAUUAAAAUUAAAUCGGUAACUAAGAAGAGUAAACUUGUGUCUCUUAACCCUUUCAUAGAUAGUAAUGGUUUGUUAAGAGUUGGAGGACGUUUGCAGAAUGCUGAGUUAAGCGAUGACAUGAAACAUCCAAUUUUGAUUCCACGUAACUCGUAUUUAGCACAACUCAUUAUCGCAGAUGCACACGAAAGGACUCUUCAUGGAGGCCCACAGCUAAUGCUUAGUUUUAUUAGGACGAAGUACUGGAUCGUUGAUGCUAAGAAUUUGGUCAAGCUAUAUGUCAGAAAAUGCGUUACGUGUAUACGUCAUGCCCCUCCAUCAAAUCAACCCAUUAUGGGUCAGUUACCUGCGUCUCGAGUAACAGCAGACAGACCUUUUCGUCAGACCGGUGUAGAUUAUGCAGGACCCAUUGCAAUAAGAACCACAAAGGGUAGGGGUCAUCGCUCUACUAAAGGUUAUAUUUGCCUCUUUAUAUGUAUGGCUACUAAGGCUAUACAUCUUGAAGCUGUCAGUGAUAUGACAUCUGAAGGAUUUAUAGCCGCAUUUAAGCGUAUGGUGGCUAGGCGAGGUCACGUUUCAGAUUUGUGGAGCGAUAAUGGUUCUAAUUUUGUUGGAGCUGAAAAGGAAAUUAAAAAUUUGCUGUUGAAAGAGAGAUCGAGUGUAUCUGUGGAGAUAGCCAAUUGGCUUUCUGAUAACGGCACUACUUGGCAUCGUAUUCCACCUUACACUCCACACUUUGGUGGAUUAUGGGAAGCAGGCAUUAAAUCAACGAAGCACCACCUGAAAAGAGCGAUUGGGAACUCAACUCUGACGUUUGAGGAGUUGAGUACGGUUCUUUCCCAAAUUGAGGCAUGUCUUAAUUCAAGGCCAUUGACUACUUUAAGUGAUGAUGCACAGGAUCCGUUUCCACUUACACCCGGACAUUUUCUUGUGGGAGAACCUCUUCUACUUGUUCCAGGUGAUAAUUAUGAGAAGUCAACAAUAGCUAGUCUCCGAAGAUGGCAGUUGGUACAGCGAAUGACCCAAUACUUUUGGCGACGGUGGUCAAAUGAGUAUCUAUCUCAUUUCCUACACCGGUAUCGUUGGAAUCGUCACUCUCCUGAGCCAAAAAUCGGAGACGUAGCCUUAGUUAAAGAAGAAAAUCUUCCACCAGCCAGAUGGCUUUAUGGAAUAAUUGUUGACAAACAUACUGGUCAGGAUAAUGUUACGCGUGUUGUAAGUUUGAAAUGCAAAGGCAUUGUCAUCAAAAGACCUAUUUCAAACAUUUGUAUUUUACCAGUUAAUAAUUAA
This is a messenger RNA of Melitaea cinxia (Glanville fritillary), 5301 nucleotides long. RefSeq lists its product as uncharacterized. NCBI's taxonomy places the organism in Eukaryota, Metazoa, Arthropoda, Insecta, Lepidoptera, Nymphalidae. The transcript has 3 exons. Gene Ontology annotation, biological process: DNA integration. Bases 1 to 5301 code for a protein of 1766 amino acids. The record is from RefSeq and is a predicted model, not a curated record. Gene Ontology annotation, molecular function: nucleic acid binding.